Molecule: messenger RNA, 769 nt
Organism: Vigna umbellata (rice bean)
Lineage: Eukaryota; Viridiplantae; Streptophyta; Magnoliopsida; Fabales; Fabaceae
Source: RefSeq, a predicted model, not a curated record
UUAGGUGCGUUGAAAAGGAGGAGCGCAUCUGGUUUUGUCCGAUAGGAAUUGAUAUGAUGGCCAGGUUCAUCUCCAAGUCCAAGACGCUGCUUCGUCAUUCCCAAUCCCCCAAGGUCCUGAUUGUGUGCCACCGCCACCGAUCUUCGGAAGCCAUGAAAUCGAAGUGGGUGGAGAUUGAAGGGGUGAAGUUGCUGGAGGACCAUGCCCACCGUGUUAUGGUCAUGAAGGCCACACCCGAUUGGCUUCCCUUCCUUCCCGGUUCCUCCUUCUGGGUCCCUCCUCCUCCCUCCCCUUUUCUCCCCAAAUUCUCCAUUCCCACUCAACCCUUCUUACUUCAAGCUGUUGCCACCCCACGAGGGACGGAACUUACUGUGCAACUUAAGGUUAUGGCGCCCACUGAAAACGUGGCCCUCUCGGAAGAUGAGGAAGGAUGAUCAUGAUGUGAAUAGUUUUCAGGGUUGCAACCUUUGUUCGAUGAGAGGGUCGGGGUGCAAAAAAAGUAAUCUGUUUGAAGAUCACGGAGCUUGGUUGCAUAGAAGACAGUUCAUGAAAAUGGGAAUUCUUUAACAGGUGAAGUACUACCGGUUGCUUUGGUAUUAACUCUUCUCACGUUUUUUGGUCUCUGUUAUUUGUAUAUAGUUUGGGUCCUGACCAAGCACUAAGCAAUCGGUUUCUGUAGAUUUUUCUUUUCAAUGGUGUCAUGUUGAAUAUUUUACAUUGGAUUAUGUAUGUAUUUGUGUAACUAAUAAAGCAAAAGCUUCUUUGACCA